This is a messenger RNA of Dunckerocampus dactyliophorus (ringed pipefish), 2437 nucleotides long. RefSeq names its product C-type lectin domain family 4 member M-like. The transcript is spliced from 4 exons. The coding region runs from base 42 to 989 and encodes 315 amino acids. The record is from RefSeq and is a predicted model, not a curated record. Lineage: Eukaryota; Metazoa; Chordata; Actinopteri; Syngnathiformes; Syngnathidae.
CAAACAAGUCCGUGACUAACGACUGAUUACAAAUUGUACACAUGUCAGUGACAUUUACCAACAAGCCGGGGUCCAUUAGAGCAGGUGGUUGGGACUCGAUGGACUCGGAUUAUAAAUCAGAAUAUGGAGGUAGAUUUCCAAAAUCAGUGUGGUGGAUUGGAGCUGCUGCUGUGUGUCUGGGGCUGCUCUAUCUUCUCCUGCUGAUUAUCAUCAUAGCCAUGGUGGCCCAACAUAUCGGGCCAACCCUUCUUAAAGACACUGAACAACUGCUCUUUAGUGCCAUUAGGUGUGACAAUUUGACUUCACAAUGUUUCCAGUUACAAAGCAGAUACAACACCUUGUUGGAAAGAAACAACCAGUUAGAGAUCAAGCUCUGUUCUCUGACUAAAGAGAAAGACACUGUCACAGGGGAGCGGGACACCCUCCAAAAUGAGCGGGACACCCUCCAAAAUGAGCGAGACACCCUAAGAGACGAACGAGAUCAUCUAAAGUUGGUAUCCAGCAAUUUGACUAAGGAGUUGGCGGUUCUGCAGAACCGAUUCAACACCGUGGUUGAAAGUCGCGAUGGCUUGAAAGAGGAGGCCCAAGAGUUGAAUCAGAACAGAACAGAAAAACUUUGUCCAUCGCACUGGGUCAAAUUCCAGGAGAAAUGCUACUACAUUUCUAAGAAAGGUAAAACUCUUUCAUGGCAAGCAAGUAGAAGAGACUGUAAAGACAGAGGAGGUGACCUGGUCAUCAUCACCACAAGACAGGAGCAGAAUUUUGUCACCGCAUAUUACGACCGAAUCUGGAUCGGUCUGUCUGACUCGGAUCAAGAGGGCAAGUGGAAGUGGGUGAACGGGGAAGAACUGGACUUUAAAGGAUUCUGGCAGAAAGGGGAGCCCAACGACUCUGAUGGAGACGAGAACUGUGUGGAGGUUUCACAUUCAGGAAGGGGAUGGAAUGAUAUGCCUUGUCAUGAGCAAUUAUCCUGGGUUUGUGAAGAUUAACAUCCACUUUGUAGGUCUGCUUCUCGAGUUUAUCAUUUUAUAUCUACUGCAUAUCCAUAUUCAUGUAUGUGCUGCAUAUUUAAUACAUCAGGUAUUUUCACAUUAUUUUCCUUUGCAGAAUGGAACUUCUGAGGUAGAACGUAAUCCCAACCGGGUUGGCUGAUCAUUUGUUUUUCUUCAUAGUAAACAAUACAAAACAUAUAAAAUACAAAAAAUUCUACUACUCACCCUGUGCAUUUGUGCAUGGAGAGAGAGUUGCUGACUCAAGAUUCAAGAGAUUCAAGAUUCAAGAGAGUUUUAUUGUCAUGUGCAUGGUAAAACAGCAGUUAUACCAUGCAAUGAAAAUCUUAUUCUGUUCAUUCUCCCAAGAAAAGAAAGAAAACACAAGAAAGACGUCAUGUAUCAGACUUUUUAACAUGUUUAACACUGUCAUACAAGUGUGAAAAUAAGUUAACCGCUCCAUAAUGGCACUUCAAACAAUUACUGCAUAUGCUUGAAUUGUCUUCACAAAAGGAUUGCACGAUUGCAUGCAUGUGAGCUUUUAAUGGUAAUGGUAAUCACAUGAGGCGUGGAUGUUGAGAGUGGCGUGGGAACUUUAUCUCAGCCAUGGGAAGGGUGUAAAUUUUGGUACACAUCAUCAGUAGUGUACCUUUCAAUCAGUGGAUGUCAAGCUGUGUCCCAAGCAUGAAUAAACUAGUGUGGGGGGAGAGGUAGGGGCAAUGAGCUAGGCAAUAAGGUCCCGACCUGGGACCAACAAACUGCCCCGCCCACCGGGUCGUCACUCAGCCAUUAUACCGCUCCUCCAUCAUAUUCAAAGGUUCCUGGGCUUCGCAAACAUCUAUAGCUGGUCUAUUAGGAAUUUUUGUAGAGUCGCAGAACUUUUGAGGCUCACAUCUGUUAAAGUUCCGUUUACUUGGAUCCCAGAGGGUAAUUCAGCAUUUGUGAAGCUUCAAUGUAAAGGAUCGAUAGAUUGAAUACGCCUGCAACACCCUCAUCAGCUCAGCCACAGGUCUCCGUCUGUUUCACAUGUCGUACGGAUACCAACCUCCGGCUUUUCUCUCGUUGGAGUCGGAGUCUGCGGUGCUUGCCCGCCUGGCCUGGCGCACUUGUAUGCACAUCAGUGGUUGUCCAACCGCCAACCCAUCAUUUAGACACGGGAUCGGAGAGGAAUUUGUGGAUGUCGAACAUGUCAUGGCUGUAUGUUGUAUGUCUUAUCAAUAGGUUUCUCCUAUUUGUUGUCAUCAGGAUGGAACAAAAACUGCCCAGGAUGUCAUCUACUAUGACAUCUACUAUGGCACAAUUUGUACUAUGGCACAAUUUUGAACAGUCGCAAUAGGUGCGGACACCACCUAUGGAGAUUUUGGGAGAGAAGAGUGGCCGUAAAAAAAAUAUAUAAAAGAAAAGAGGUUUGAAGCUAUAGUUGGUCUGGUCUGGGUGGAGGAUGCAAA